UCCCAACAAACGGGCUCGCACAACUUCAGCUUUCUGACCGUUGCGUCAAAGUGCCUUGUUGCCAAGAACUCUUCUCUACUUAGAGUGAGCACGCAGAUAUGAUGGGAGUCGGUAUUUUUCAUGCGGGUGAUGGUGUUACAGCGUCCAGUUCUAAUUACGGUCGGGAUGUUGGCGGGAUCGCUGGAAUGACUGUCACGGCCGCUAGUGUUAUCAUGUCAGGAAUCGUCGCAAUAAUUGGGUCUGGCGUUGGUCUAAGCGUAUAGGAGUCGGUCGCGAAGCUCCUGGUAUAGUCCCCAUU
Molecule: messenger RNA, 298 nt
Organism: Suillus paluster
Lineage: Eukaryota; Fungi; Basidiomycota; Agaricomycetes; Boletales; Suillaceae
Exons: 1
Coding region: 99-263 (54 amino acids)
Source: RefSeq, a predicted model, not a curated record